CUUUGCUGAAGGCGCAACAAAGCAGAUCCUUGACCCCCAGGCCUACAGGCCUCUCACAGAUUGGCAAGCUUCGCCCCCUGCUCCUUUUCCCUUAGGCUUUAUCACCAAGCACCUUUUCCCACACAGCCAUCCAGACUAAGGAAGACCCGGAAACUUAGGGGCCACGUGAGCCACGGCCACGGCCGCAUCGCUUUGUGUUCCUGCAGGCAAACACCGGAAGCACCCGGGAGGCCGCGGUAAUGCUGGUGGCAUGCAUCAUCACAGGAUCAACUUCGACAAAUAUCACCCAGGAUACUUUGGGAAAGUUGGUAUGAGGCAUUACCACUUAAAGAGGAACCAGAGCUUCUGCCCAACUGUCAACCUUGAUAAAUUGUGGACCUUGGUCAGUGAGCAGACACGGGUAAAUGCUGCCAAGAACAAGACUGGAGCUGCUCCUAUCAUUGAUGUGGUGCGAUCGGGUUACUACAAAGUUCUGGGGAAGGGAAAGCUCCCAAAGCAGCCUGUCAUCGUGAAGGCCAAAUUCUUCAGCAGAAGAGCUGAGGAGAAGAUUAAGGGUGUCGGUGGGGCUUGUGUCCUGGUAGCUUGAAGCCACAUGGUGGGAGAUUUAUUAAAUGAUAACAAGUGCUUUUC
Messenger RNA from Kogia breviceps (pygmy sperm whale), 630 nucleotides. It is a transcript of the gene RPL27A, whose product is annotated as ribosomal protein L27a. The record is from RefSeq and is a predicted model, not a curated record. Lineage: Eukaryota; Metazoa; Chordata; Mammalia; Artiodactyla; Physeteridae. Gene Ontology annotation, molecular function: structural constituent of ribosome. Gene Ontology annotation, cellular component: cytosolic large ribosomal subunit; ribosome. Gene Ontology annotation, biological process: translation.